Cyphellophora attinorum is the source of this 795-nucleotide messenger RNA. RefSeq names its product Versicolorin. The transcript has 3 exons. The coding region runs from base 1 to 795 and encodes 264 amino acids. NCBI's taxonomy places the organism in Eukaryota, Fungi, Ascomycota, Eurotiomycetes, Chaetothyriales, Cyphellophoraceae. The record is from RefSeq and is a predicted model, not a curated record.
AUGUCUCGAGCCGAUAUUCGCCUUGAUGGCAAAGUCGCCCUGAUCACUGGAGCUGGGCGUGGUCUUGGUGCCAUCAUGGCAAAGACCUUCGCUGAGCGUGGUGCCGAUGUUGCUAUCAAUUACGCAACGAGUGCCAAGCCCGCAAUGGCCGUGGUCCAGGAGAUUGAGAAAAUGGGUCGCAAGGCUAUAGCUAUCCAGGGAAGCGUAGAGAGCAAGGCCGAUAUUGACAACGUGUUUGCCAAAGCUGUCGAGCACUUUGGCAAGCUGGACAUCGUCGUCAACAACGCCGGAAUGGAAGCGUUCGCCAAGCCCGAAGAGGUUACGGAGGAGCUAUGGGACAAGGUCUUCAACAUCAACACCCGAGCUCAGUUCUUCGUGGGCGUGAAUGCGCUCAAGUACCUUGGCCGUGGUGGACGUAUCAUUUUCAUGUCUUCAAUCGCAGCUGCCAUGUCGGUACCUAACCAUGCUUUGUAUGCUGCAUCGAAAUCUGCCAAUGAGGGUCUUUGCAGAUCCUUCGCAGCCGAUGCCGGUCCCAAGGGUAUCACCGCCAACUGCAUCGCUCCAGGUGGUAUCAAGACCGACAUGUUCGAGCAGAAUGCUUGGCAUUACGCUCCGGGCGGAACACCAGAGACCCCCAUUUCCAGCAUCGAGGCCGGCAUCGCAAAAUUGGUUCCUCUAGGUCGUGUUGCCGUGCCAGCCGAUAUUGCUCGUGUUGUCAUGUUCUUGUCGCAUCCUGACAGCGAAUGGAUCAACGGUCAGAUCAUCCGCUUGACGGGAGGCGCUGCGAAUGCAUAG